AUGAAGCAGAAACUAUCUGGCUUAGAGGAAUACUUUCUUUAUAGAAGUAAAUUGAAUUUGCACUCGUGCUUUUACGUUGGCAUCAAGCUCAACGAGCUACCUCAGAAGCACCAGCUGAUAUCUGCUCUUAAAUAUGCUGUGAUUGAACAUGAACGUUUGAGUUGCAACGUGUUUUGCGAGAAAUCAGGCAAUGAGGUUUACUUGAAAAGUAUUACCGAACCGUUUCUAUUUGACGAUAUAGCGGAAUACCACCACGAUUGGGAUCAACUGAAACAAAACGAAAUUAAUUGCAUAUUCCAAACGUAUAACUUUACCUAUAACGUGGCUACACCUUUAUGGAAAAUUCUGAUCAUUCCAAGUCAAAAUGAAAUGCUACUGGUGACAGACCAUGUUCUCAUGGAUGGGAUAUCUGCUGUCCAUGUUUGGGAAACGUUCAUGGAGGGAUUGCGAGAAGAAGCGUCAAUCGAGCAUGACGAAACAAUUUAUUCACCCCUGUUUAGCUCAUCGACUGACUUGAUUUCAGCUUCGCCGUUUGAAAACUGGCCCAUACCUUGGAGUUGGCGUAUAAUACGCCAACUGGCCAGUAGCCUGUACUAUUUGUCCCCUAAAACCAUUGUAACAAACAAUAAGAAUCUAAUCCAGUUCGCCAACUAUUCGUUUCCGGAAAAUUUCCUGGAAUACGAGCCAACUGGAGAUACUGGCCUAUAUAAAGUGAGGAACACUAACCAUCAAUGGGAAUUUCGAUUGUUACCGGCACAUCUCAAAAACGUGUUAAGUGAGUGCAAGGCCCAUAACGUUUCCUUAACGUCCUUUUUGGGUGCCUUGGUGUGUUUAAGUUUCGAAAAAACAGCUAGGGAAGUUUAUAAGGGAACGUAUUUGAAGAUGGAUUUACCAAUGAACACAAGAAAAAUCUGUAGAAAAACCUUACAAUUUUUAUCAGAUGAAGAACUCGUUAUAGGAAACUUCGUUGCGCCCAUCGAAUACAAGCAUAAGCUGCACCAGGACCUUGGAUUGUGGGAUACCGCUUCUGAAAUUCAAGAAGCAGUAAAAUACAGUUCUAAGGACAAAGUUAUAGAUACAAUGAAUAACGUCAAGUUGUUAGAGGUUGUCUCUCCUCAACAGUUCAUAAAAGAUAAAAUAAAUUUGAACAGUGGGCCUUCUUCUACUUUUGAAAUAACAAAUUUAGGGCUCCAAGCAUUCAAGGAUGCGUGCAACACCGAUCUGCCGUUUCAUGUCGUAGACGCUAUAUUCAACGAGCCACAAGGUAUGUCUGAUAUUUUCACAUUAAGUGUAAUUUCCACUCCUGCUGGUGGGCUGCAUUGUUGUGUAAGUUACCCAAACACGCUUGUCGAAGAAUUGAAGCCUAAUUGGCAAUAUAUAAAAGAACACCUACAUCUAUACUAA
This is a messenger RNA of Saccharomyces eubayanus, 1404 nucleotides long. It is a transcript of the gene SLI1, whose product is annotated as N-acetyltransferase. Gene Ontology annotation, molecular function: N-acetyltransferase activity. The transcript has a single exon. Bases 1 to 1404 code for a protein of 467 amino acids. NCBI's taxonomy places the organism in Eukaryota, Fungi, Ascomycota, Saccharomycetes, Saccharomycetales, Saccharomycetaceae. The record is from RefSeq and is a predicted model, not a curated record.